AUGCAGCCUGGUGAAUCAAUCCUUUACCUACCCAGUUACUUGAAAGCCCACAUUGAUGAUGAGGCAUGUUGUGCAUACGCGAAUGCAUGCUUUGUGGAAAUCAACAUGCCCCUAGGCAUCAGCAUCGACAAAAGCAACAUCAACAGCUUCAAAGCAAUGAGUAAAACACUAGAUGAACUCAAGCAUGACUUUUGUAUUAUGUACUUGAAGAAGCAACACGCACAGUCCGAAGUGGACAUGUUAUCUGAAGCCAUAGCACGCACUGUUGAAGGCGCGUCUUCUGCAAGUGCUACGACAAUUGAAUCACCCCUACCUGACGAUGAUUGGUUUGAUGAUUGGAAUUCAACCUCAUCCCUAUCUUCCGACUCUGCACAUCUGUACCUUGCGCAGUUGUAUUAUGAGCAGGGUGAUCUGGUGGGCAGAAGUGCCGGGGGUCCUGGCGCAGUGGCUGGAGUCCUGGCUCGUAGUCCCUCACAUGCUCAAGAACGUGGUGCAUUCUGGUGCUGGUCAUCAGUCUUUUUCGUGCACACACCUUUCCUGAGUUCUGAGGUGUUUAGGUGUUUAACGUGCUGCAAAGAAAUCCUUGACAGAAUGCUAGGCACCAACCUCAUCUGUUUUCAAACCUACAGCUACACCUGCCACUUCACUUCCACCUGCAUUCAUGUGUGCGGGUAUGAGACUACUAGUAGGGGUGCUAUGGCUGCAUUGCUAGUGCAUCGAGAGGUGCGAGCAUUGCUCUGUGUGGUGCUGGUGGUGCAGGCUCGAGCAGUUGUACCCACCUGUGGAGCAAGCCUCACCUGUGGAAUCAAAGCAGGUGUUGAGAAAUAUGUAGGCAUCAACAUGCUGGGACAUGUGGCUGCUGUUACACAUUGUCUGGUUGGGGUGGAUGUGGAAAGGGUUGCAAGGGAUACAUGA
Molecule: messenger RNA, 915 nt
Organism: Suillus subaureus
Lineage: Eukaryota; Fungi; Basidiomycota; Agaricomycetes; Boletales; Suillaceae
Product: glycosyltransferase family 20-domain-containing protein
Exons: 8
Coding region: 1-915 (304 amino acids)
Biological process (GO): trehalose biosynthetic process
Cellular component (GO): cytosol; alpha,alpha-trehalose-phosphate synthase complex (UDP-forming)
Molecular function (GO): catalytic activity
Source: RefSeq, a predicted model, not a curated record